AUGCCCACCCAACAACACCUCAGCACGCAGGCCCAGUCGCAGGCCCAGUCCCAAGGUGCACGAGACGUAGAGACGCACGAACACCACGCGAAAGCCAGUGCAUCGGGGGGGUUGAAUCUCAACCUCCUCGGCGCUCUAUCCGGCGCUCUCACCUCGACGACGAAAAAGACAACGCGCAGCGCGGCUGACGGGUCGCAGGCUGCGACGGAAGAGCGGCGAACGGCUGCAACAGCCAGCGGAGCAGCGCAGGGCCAGGGAAACGCAUAUGCAGCCGCGGACGCCUCGGAAGGCAGCAAGAAGACGAAAGCAAGGGAGCAGACGAAUGCCGUGGCCGAGAGCAAGAAGCUGGAGAAGGUGGAUCAUUUAGGGAUCGAGGGGUGA
Messenger RNA from Ascochyta rabiei, 381 nucleotides. RefSeq names its product Protein S-acyltransferase. Lineage: Eukaryota; Fungi; Ascomycota; Dothideomycetes; Pleosporales; Didymellaceae. The coding region runs from base 1 to 381 and encodes 126 amino acids. The transcript has 2 exons. The record is from RefSeq and is a predicted model, not a curated record.